GCAUAGAUUGUUUUCAUACCUCGCUUUGUGCAAUUUUCUGUUGACCGUUGGUUAGUUGAAGUAUUGUAUAAUCAUUUAAAAUGUUCGCCUUUAUACAGUAUCAGUUACAUUGAAAUGUACAGCUUCCUCCUCUCCUAAAUGGUUAAAUACUACACAUUUUAGAAGAUUCAACAAACAUUACAAUUAUAUUGAUUAAUUUCACACGACUUGGCGUAGUUCUUUCUAUUUCUAAUACAAUGCUCACUUAGUAUAGGAUAUAUAACAAUGAUUAUGAUAGUCUUCUUACAAGUCAAAUCCACAACAAUUCGUACGUUCAUUAGUAUUGUUGCGUAUAAUAUAUAUUAGAUGUAGGGAGUAUAUGGUAACAUGAACGUGCGAUGCACUACUUUUUUUUUUUUUUUUUUUUUGAAAAAUAUUAGAUAUAGGGACUAUAUGGUAAUAUGAUAAGAGAUUAUAUUGUUUUAGGUAAUGCUAAAAUUGGAGGUAAGGGUUAUUGGUUGAGAAAUAUUUAGAAAUGUACUCGUGGAUUUAUAUUUGUUAAUGUUGAAUUGUUUAUAUAGCUUAAACUUUUUACAAAGGAUAACCUUAGGCCUCAAGGAGUAAAGGAUUGCUUUAAGUUAUAAUCAUUUCACACAUGUAACCUCAAAAUUUUACUAACUUCAAUUAAGGAAAUAAUCACAACUAAUGGCCGAAAAUAUUUCCAUUUUCAAUCUAAGGUAUACUAAUUUAAAACCUUUUAUCAAUGGUAGCCCUCUAUUUAUGCUUAUUUUGAAUGUAACCAGUUUUUAUUUUGAUUAUCAAUAGUAAUCCUCUAUUAUUAAACACUUGCAUGCAUCCGUUGUUUCUUUUCUAAUCAAUUUCUAACAAGAAUGAACAUCUCUUAAUCUUAGAAGCUAAGCUAAGCAAAGUAAUUCACCAAGAAGCUAUAAAAAAAAAAUAUUCUUGAAAUAGUGGAGUAGAAGUAACGAGAACAAUUGGUUCACACUUCACACCAUAACCCCUUUCAAAAUUACGUGUUAAACUGUUAAUAACUCCUCAAAAUUAAUGCUAAUUGCAAUUACAUGUAGUUUCUCUAAAAUAGUUCAUGCCUCUUCAAUUUCUUACUUUAUCCUUACAACUAUAAUAAGAUACUACCCAAAAAAAAAGGUAUAUGUAUAUUAUGGGAAAUCAAUUGGACAGCUUUGUGGGAGUAAUAAAGUCUAAGGUAAAAGCCCUCAAGAAGAUGAAGUCACCUUUGUCAUUGAAGAAAAAGAGGAAUUACAAUCGUAAUUACAUCAAGAUGGAAAAGAGUGCUAGUGUUAAGGUGGCAUUUCGGACUAAGAAAGCUCGAAAACACAUCGAUAAGACACUAGAAAAGGCCGAUAGCAGCCCUGGCGAAAGCACCAUUUCCUGAUAUAGUAUUUACUUAAGUCGUAAAUUAUUUCAUGCACUCGGAAAUAUAUAUCCAAGUGACUUAAAUGGCGUUUCCGAUCCAGGCAUCCAAUGUACAAGUAUAUGCAUAGAUUGGAAAAAAAUGAAGAGAAUGGAAGGCUUGUUGUUCGAUCUGUACACUCUCCGGUUGUCCACUAUGUAUGUUAAACCUUUGAAGUUAAUGUCUAUAUAUUUUGUCAAUAUUUCUAUGUAAACUCGUCUUAUCUAUAUUUAGUUCUGCAAUGUAUUCUUAUAAACGAUAUUAUUAACGUAGUAUUUCGUUGAAAAAUAAAAGGUUUGUACAAGUCAAA
Chenopodium quinoa (quinoa) is the source of this 1721-nucleotide messenger RNA. RefSeq lists its product as uncharacterized. The record is from RefSeq and is a predicted model, not a curated record. Bases 1151 to 1393 code for a protein of 80 amino acids. NCBI's taxonomy places the organism in Eukaryota, Viridiplantae, Streptophyta, Magnoliopsida, Caryophyllales, Amaranthaceae. The transcript has a single exon.